UCACUUACUUCGUUUGUCUCUCUUUCUCUUUCUAUCUCUGUCUUUUCUCUUCCUCUUCCUCUCACUUGGAUACUAAUACACAGAGACACAAAAAAAAAAAAAAAGUGUUGGGGAAAUUGAUGAAAGAGCAAAAAAUGAGAUUGAGAUUUGCUGUUCCUUUGAUGUUAUUAUAAUGAGGGGAGGGUUUAUUUUCUUCUUCUUUGAAAGCAAUGGCCCUGCAAGAAGAAGAGACUCAGCAGAUUCAAAGCCCACCAUUGAUUCUUGAUGGGCUGUAUUGUGAAGAAGAGGAUUUAGGAGAGUAUAGUUUUGAAGAGAAUGGAAGCCAAAUUUGUGGUGAAACAGUGAAAAAGGAGACAUUUGUACCUUUUUUUUUUAUUGAACAUGACUUGUUUUGGGAAGAUGAUGCGUUACUCUCUUUAAUGUCCAAAGAAAAAGAAACCCAUCUUGGUUACAUUGCUGUUAACUCUGAUGAGUCUUUAGUUUUGGCUCGUAAAGAAGCUUUGGAGUGGAUUUUCAAGGUUAAGGCACUCCAUGGGUUCAAUGCUUUGACCAUAGUUCUUGCUGUGAAUUACUUUGAUAGGUUCAUUUCAAGCCUAAAGUUUCAAAAAGACAAGCCAUGGAUGGGACAAUUAGCUGCUGUGGCUUGUUUGUCUUUGGCUGCUAAGGUUGAGGAAACCCAAGUUCCACUUCUUUUAGACCUCCAAGUGGAGGAAUCAAAGUAUGUGUUUGAUUCAAAGACCAUACAAAGAAUGGAGCUUUUGGUGCUGUCAACUCUUCAAUGGAGGAUGAACCCUGUGACGCCAAUUUCCUUCUUUGAUCACAUUACAAGAAGGCUUGGAUUGAGGACCCAUUUGCAUUGGGAGUUCCUUCGGAGGUGUGAGCGUUUGCUACUCUUUCUCAUUGCUGAUUCAAGGUUCAUGCUUUAUAUUCCCUCUAUCUUAGCUUCUGCAACAAUGCUGCAUGUUAUUAAAGAGGUUGAACCAUGCCAUUAUCUUGAAUAUCAGAAACAGCUUAUUGGAGUACUCAAGACAUGUGAGGAUAAAGUAAAUGCGUGCUACAAGCUCAUCUUAGGGUUGUUGGAAAGCCAUUGCAAAGGAAACCAAGGCCACAAACGCAAGCAUAGAUCAAUACCAAGUAGCCCUAAUGAUGUCAUUGAUGUAUCUUUUAGCUGUGAUAGCUCAGAUGAUUCGUGGGCUAUGACAUCUUCGGUCUCAUCAUCGCCACAGCCUCUGUUCAAAAGGAGUAGAGCACAGGACCAGCAAAUGCGGCUACCUUCACUAAAUCGGAUCAUACCCACCGGCAGAAAACACAGGAAUUGAUGGCACUAAGACUUCCAGGCCUUACAAGUCAUCGAAUUCCGACCAAAUGUCUUAAACUUCAAACAGAGCUCCCCCACAUCCACCUAACAUGGAGAAGACCAGAAUCGGUGUUAAUUUGCUACAGCUGGAUUCAUGAAUUUAAUUUAUUUGAUAGCUUCGAAGUACUGAUUUCUCUGUGUCGUCUACAGGCUGCUAAGCCCAACAGUGCUGAUCAAAGCUCCGUAUCUAAGCCAGAAAAUGAAUAGAAUUUUCACCAUGUAAAAAAAAAAAAAAUUCUGACGUUCACUAUAAGAAAAGUACUUUCCAUCGGCUCAAUGAUUCCAGUGUAAAUGCUACCCAAACUGAGUCGAUUAACGGCGGUAGAAAUUUUUUCCAACUGUUCAUUAUGACAGUAAUGAUUAAAUGCAACUAUGUAGACAGCUCCAUCCUUGCAGAACGUACUCCAAGAAUACCGAGGUAAUUCGUAUAUGUAGUGGAGAAAAAAACCUGAGGACAUUUCUUUCCAUUGCGUCACUCACCGAUUAAAACAGCAGAAAGGGCAUAAUGGUAAGAAACACAUGGAAAAGAAUUAGAGUCUGCUGAUUAAAAUGGAAAUGUUUUCCUUUUCUACAGAUUAACCUAUGCCCAGGACAUCAAAUCCAGACCUUUAACAUGAUCCUAAGAGACCACCAUGCUUUAGCCCUUUUCACCUUGUGAUGACUGGCUCAAUGGCUCUCAUACUACAUCAGGUAAUCCUUUCCAGGAUUUGGAUCCGUGCCUUAGCACCUGCUUUGAUGCCAAAAGUUACGAUCCAUGACCAAAAAUGCUAGCAAAACCCUUAGGUUUGAACAUGUCAAAUCCAGAUUUUUAACAUUUUUUUGUUAUAGCAACAGCACUUAUCUUCAUUUCUGCCUAGUGUCAAAUACUAAAAUGGAAAACUGACAAGUUAAGCCUAUUUGUUGAGAGAGUUUAAUUCUCUUAAAUUAUUUUCAUUUUUAUUUCUAUGGUUAAUAGUACAAUACCAGAGUUAUCCCCUAUUGAAGGUACUUCAGCAAACCACCCACAAGCGUUUCUUUAUGAUGCAUCACACAUGUAUUGUAGUGUCUUAAUCUUUAGAUUGGUUGAAAAUCCACUGAAUAUUGAAAACUUAGUCACUUGCCCUCCACUACUGGUACUUUCAAGUCUUUCUCUGGGAGAAGAUCAGUUUCUGUAUUGAAAUAGGGCUGGCUUGGGACU
Messenger RNA from Theobroma umbraticum, 2534 nucleotides. It is a transcript of the gene CYCD3;2, whose product is annotated as CYCLIN D3;2. The record is from RefSeq and is a predicted model, not a curated record. NCBI's taxonomy places the organism in Eukaryota, Viridiplantae, Streptophyta, Magnoliopsida, Malvales, Malvaceae.